This is a messenger RNA of Oldenlandia corymbosa var. corymbosa, 1774 nucleotides long. The record is from the annotation of a GenBank genome assembly. Lineage: Eukaryota; Viridiplantae; Streptophyta; Magnoliopsida; Gentianales; Rubiaceae.
UCAGACAGUUUAGGCCCAAGUAUAAUAUAUCCAAGUCCAAAUAACCCGUUUGCCGAACCCGAUAGGCUUGAAAGAAAACGAGUGGCUGUCUUCAUGACGCGGAUCAUCUGAAAAACACCCCAUUCAUCCUCCAACCAUGGCUCCAACACCAAUUAACCUCCGUCGCCAUGGCAACCACCACCAUCCCCACAAGAUUUGCACUUUCCACUAACUCCUCCACUCUUUGGCACCGAUACAAAAAACCCACCUCAGGAAAUUGCAAUCUAAGAAACGUAAUCAUUCGCAUUAAGGCUUCUUCAUCAGCUACAAUGUCUGCUACUGCUACUAAGGUCGUGCCUGCGGUGAUUGUGGGAGGUGGACGUGUAGGACAAGCUUUGAAAGAUAUGGGAAACGGAGAUGAUGUUCUUGUUAAGAGAGGCGAACCUGUGCCACUCGAUUUUCCCGGUCCCAUAUUGGUUUGUACCAGAAAUGAUGAUCUUGAGGCUGUACUUGAGGCAACUCCUAAGUCUCGUUGGAGCGAUUUGGUUUUUUUCCAGAACGGGAUGUUGGAACCCUGGUUCGAGAGUAAAGGUCUUGGAGAUGCUGAUCAAGUUCUAGCGUAUUUUGCCGUUUCAAAGCUUGGUGAACCUCCCACUGAUGGGAAAACAGAUACAAAUCCAGAAGGGUUGACAGCAGCUUACGGGAAGUGGGCAUCUGCAGUAGCUGGCAGAUUGAUUGCUGGAGGUCUUUCGUGCAAGGUUCUUGAGAAGGAUGCAUUUCAGAAGCAAAUGUUGGAGAAGCUUAUAUGGAUAUGUGCAUUUAUGCUUGUAGGGGCUCGUCAUCCUGGGGCAACCGUGGGUGCGGUUGAAAAGGAUUAUCGAUCUGAGGUAAAUAUACUGGACGCUGGCAACGGUUUUCCUAAUAUCUCCAUAUACUUUUGGGUUUACACAAUGAUUAAAGUUGUUUGUUGUGUUAUCCCAUAUACUUAUGAGGUAAAACAGAUGGAGAUAGAAAUGAGAGUAAAAAAACUUUGCUUGGACUACAUGAUUUGACCUGAACUUCUCCUGCUGCAAAUAUUUUUGUAUCGUUUCUACAAAUGAUAGUGUUUACCUGAUAGACACUCAAUAGUCACUUUACUCUCACAGGUCUCGAGCCUCAUCUCUGAACUGGCUGCUGCUGCUGCUGCUGAAAAGGGUCUUGUUUUUGAACCAGCAUUAGAGGAUAGAUUGUGUGCUUAUUCUCGGGCAGUUGCUCACUUCCCGACAGCAGUAAAGGAGGUCAGAACUUGAAUUAUUUCUUUAAAGCUGUUUGGCGGUUAGCUGUUUUGUUCAUCCUUAACGAUGAUCCUUGCUUGAAAUUUCAGUUUAAAUGGAGGAACGGUUGGUUUUACUCACUCACAGAAAAAGCAAUCGCCGAAGGAAAACCAGAUCCUUGCCCAUUACAUACAGCUUGGCUGAAAGAACUGAAAGUAGUGUAGGAUGAGAGUUUAUGUAAUCAGUCUCGUUGCACAAGAAUGCUGAACUCGGAGAUGCGUAGUGUACAAUUGCUAAAGUUAGGUUGAUGUUGGGAUGCUGCGCUCUUUAUUUUGGUCUCCGUGACUUGGUGAUGUAGAGGAAUUUGAAAAUUUAGUGUAAUAAACGGAUCUCUUGUGAUUUCACAAACAGAAAGAUGGUUGGUUCUUACUUGAGUUUAUUUUUAUGCUUUUAAACAGAGCUUGGAGAUGUAGCGUAGACUAAUAAUAUGCAGGCAAACAGGUAUCCGUUUGCAUUCAUUGCAACUUUCUAUGACUUUCAGG